AUGGCGAAAAUAACUGCCUUAAACCGCCAAAAGGGCGCACUAAAAACGCAAGUAACUAAAUUAGGACUAUUCUUCGAGGACAAAGAAUGGACAUUUUCAAAAAUUGAACUGGAUAUUAAACUUAAAGCCUUGAAAAGAAUUCAAGAAAGUGCUUCAGAAUUGCGUUCUCAGUAUUAUCAGCUAAUUGAAAAAGAUGAAGAUUUGCCUCCGAUUGAAAAGGAUCUCGAUGAAUUAGAAUCGAAAACUGAAGAAUUAGAGGUUUGGACUCUUGAGCAAAGUAUUCAGAAAUUUUGGAACAUUGAAAACGUGGAAGACGAUAAACACAUCAUUAGCGAUGAAGCGAAAUUUUGCGAAGAAUAUUUUACGUCAACGUAUAAUCGAGAUAAUGACGGUAGAUUCAUUGUUUCUAUGCCUCUUAAAGAAGAACCUUCCUGCUUAGGAGAUUCCAGAGCAAAUGCAGAACGAAGACUUGAAAGCCUUUGGAAGCAAUUGAAAAACAAACCAACAAUGAUGCAAUUAUAUCAAAACUUCAUGCAAGAAUACGAAGAUCUAAAUCACAUGGAAGUUAUCUCAGAUGAAGAUAUCAAAGAAAAAUCUUAUUAUCUGCCGCAUCACGGAGUAUAUAAACCAGAAAAUCAGACAACUCCAUUACGUGUCGUCUUCAACGCAUCGGCCGCAACAACUUCUGGAAAAUCCCUUAACGAUAUUUUAUUGAAAGGUGACGUCCGAGAAGAUAUUUUUGACAUAAUGGUUAGAUUUCGCAAACAUAAAUACGCAUUCAUAGCCGAUAUUAAGAAGAUGUACAGGCAAAUUGGAAUUCAUCCAUCUCAGCAAAAUCUCCAAAGAAUUUUGUGGAAAAAGACGGCAGAAGACCCUGUUCUUACAUUUAAGUUAAAGACUGUAACAUACGGGACAUCAAGUGCCCCUUAUUUAGCUAUUAGAACACUUCAACAACUUGCAUAUGAUGAAGCAUCAAAAUUUCCUCUUGCGUCUGCUGUAACUCUAAGUGAUUUCUAUAUGGAUGAUGUGGUAUCAGGAGCCUCAACCAUUAAGGAAUUUGAAGAGGUCCAAAAACAACUUUUGGAAAUGUUUAAAACCAGUGGCAUGUUUUUUCAUAAAUGGAGCUCAAAUGUCAGCAAUUCCAUUUUUAAUUCGGCUGGAGAAAAUCAUAGUUUUGACGAGAAAUCGGAAAAUGAGAAAAAAGCUUUAGGGAUAAAUUGGAACCCAACAGAAGACAAAUUUUCCUUCAAGGUUUCCUUGAAACCCAGGAUAAGUUACACCAAACGAGACGUUCUAUCUGACAUUGCAAAAUUGUAUGAUCCUCUUGGCUUAAUUGGCCCUAUAAUAUGUAAGGCAAAAAUCUUUAUGCAAAGACUGUGGCUACUUAGACUAAAAUGGGAAGACAAGUUACCAGAUUCAAUCGCAACUGAAUGGCGUAAUUUUGUGAUAUCCUUAAAGGAGAUAGAAAAUAUUAAAGUGCAGCGUUACCUAGAAAAUGAAGACGGUGACACAUUAAAAUUACACGGUUUCGCAGAUGCAUCAGAAGCUGCCUACGGAGCAACUAUUUAUCUUCAGAGCAUUUCUGAAUCUCAUGAAGUGUCCUCGCAUCUAAUAUGUAGCAAAUCUCGGGUAGCUCCACUGAAGAAAAUGUCAAUUGCCCGUUUAGAACUCUCCGCUUGUCAUCUACUCGCAGAAUUAACACAAAAAACCUUAAAAUCUUUGAAAAUGAAUGUCAAGGAAGUCAUCUUGUGGUCAGAUUCCACCAUUGCACUUGCGUGGAUCAAAACUCCUUCGCAUCAAUUAAAGACCUACGUUGGCAACAGAGUUUCUACCAUUUAA
This is a messenger RNA of Uloborus diversus, 1839 nucleotides long. RefSeq lists its product as uncharacterized. The record is from RefSeq and is a predicted model, not a curated record. The transcript is spliced from 2 exons. NCBI's taxonomy places the organism in Eukaryota, Metazoa, Arthropoda, Arachnida, Araneae, Uloboridae. The coding region runs from base 1 to 1839 and encodes 612 amino acids.